Molecule: messenger RNA, 2155 nt
Organism: Oryza sativa Japonica Group (Japanese rice)
Lineage: Eukaryota; Viridiplantae; Streptophyta; Magnoliopsida; Poales; Poaceae
Source: RefSeq, a predicted model, not a curated record
AAAAGGAAGCAAACGGACCAUUGGUUGUGUUUGCUCUGGAUUCCAUCUUCCUCCUCAGCUCCUCCUCCUCACAACCAGCUUCUUCCUCCUCCACCUCGCCCAAUUCUCUCCUCCACGGCUCCACCUCUGCUCGAUCGGAUCAAGAUCAGAAUCACGAUCAGAUCGAUCCGCCCGCCAUGAGCACGCUAUCCGCCGGGGUCCUCCUCAAGCUGCUCGACGGCAUGAAGGCCGGCGCAGCCAAGCCCGUCGGGGAGCACCGCACCGCGCUGCUCCAGGUCACCGACAUCGUCCCCGCCGACCUCGACGACAAGGACCUCCUCCCCCGCCAUGGCAAGUUCUACGUCAAGGUCUCCGACUCCUCCCACUCCAUCUACGCCACCCUCCCGCUCCCCCAGGCCGAUCUCGUCCUCAGCAACAAGCUCCAGCUCGGCCAGUUCGUCCACCUCGACCGCCUCGACCCGGGCUCCCCCGUCCCCGUCAUCGUCGGCGCCAGGCCCCUUCCCGGCCGCCACCCGCUCGUCGUCGGCACCCCCGACCCGGCCACCCGCGCCAAGCCCGCCGCGCCCAGGAGGGGCUCCUGGGGCCCUGAGAACCAUGCCGGAAUCCUCGCCUCCCCCAGGGUCAUCAAGCCCACCACGCUCAACUUCGAAGACAGGACGCCCGUCAAGGAGAGACCGCCCGCGCCCUCGCCGGCGCGGAGCACCGCCUCCUCCCUCAGGAAGAGCAGCAGCGUCCUCCCCAGGAUCACCAGGAGCAAGAGCUUCGUCGCCGACAGGGCUCCUGACCACCCCAAGAUCCCCAAGAGCCCAUUCCCCGCCGAGAAGAUCUCAAUGAGCUGCUACACAGCUUCGCGGGCGAUGAGCAGAAGAGCGCCGCCCAAGGAGGAAGAACCCUCCUCACCGUCUUCGGAUGAUGAGCUCUGCAGCUCCGCGACGUCGUCCAAGAAGAGGCCGUCCACGAGCACUCGCGUUCCGGUGCCCGGGAAGCUCAAUCUCCUGGGGAAGGAAGCCAUGGAGCAGAGGGAGCAAGCUCAGAAGGCCGCCCUCGAGGCGCUGCGCAACGCCUCCGCCACGGACAACGUAGUCAGGAUCUACAAGAUGUUCGCUGAAUUGAGCAAGACGGCGAGGCCCGACGCACCGGCCACCUGCUUCGAGAGCUUCCUCAGCUUCCACCAGGAGGCCGUGCAGGCCGUGACCGACAUCGAGUCGAUCCAGGCGGCCACCUCGAUGGCCGGCGCCGUGGCAGCCGAUGAGCCGCCGGUCUUGCAGGAGAUUGCGCAGAACAGGUCGUCGUUGUCCAAGAGGAGAGGAGCCCUGGGCGUGUCCAAGUCGGUGUCGUUCGCGCCGGGCACGCUGGAUGACGGCGGCGGCAAGAACCGGAGCUCCAACGCCAGCAGAAAGUGCCUUGUACUAGACAAGAUCGGAGAAGACGGCGACGAGAAGCGAUCUUCUUCUGGUAGUACUACCACCGGUGCUCUCGGGUCGUCGUUGAGGCUGGCGAAGCAGAUGCAAUGUGAGGCGUCGAGCUGGUUUAUGGACUUCGUGGAGGCUGCGCUGGAGACUGGCCUGAAGAAGAAGAGCAAGGCGUCGGCGACGGCGGAUGGGCGGAAGCAGAGUAGCUGCUGCUGCCCGCAGUCGCUGAUACUGAGGGUGAUCAACUGGGUAGAGAUGGAGCAGAGUGGCGAUGGCAGCAGCAGGAAGCCCAGUCACCCGAGAGCGGCUGCCAUUGCCAGGAAGCUUAGGAUAAAGGCCAAGAACCCUUAAUUCCUGCUAGUUUAUUCUUUUGCUUGUUGUAGGCAUUGAGAAGGUUAUCUGUAGAAUCUGUAGAUCAAGGAAAGGAAGUUCCAGGAUAGAGAUGCGGAUUCUUUUGCUUCAUGGUAUAUGAAGCUGUUCUGCCCUCCUCCCUGUGACAUAAAUUGACAUCCAUACUAUACAGUAGUCAAUCAGCCACAGAAGGAAGAAAACACCUCUGCUUGAGCAAGUGCUACGCUCUAGUUUGAGUACAAGUAGUACCAUCCGUUAUUAUUCAUUUUAACUUGUUUUUUUUAUCAUUGUCUUAUCUUGUGUUUUGCAUGAUGGGGGUAAGACAACCAUUUGCUUGACUAAUUCAACCUGCUUUCGCGGUGAUAGAAAUUGUUCUGAUCACGUGGCAUGAA